This is a messenger RNA of Lethenteron reissneri (Far Eastern brook lamprey), 3777 nucleotides long. Its product is annotated as DBIRD complex subunit ZNF326-like. Lineage: Eukaryota; Metazoa; Chordata; Hyperoartia; Petromyzontiformes; Petromyzontidae. Gene Ontology annotation, cellular component: nucleus; DBIRD complex. The record is from RefSeq and is a predicted model, not a curated record. Gene Ontology annotation, molecular function: DNA binding. Gene Ontology annotation, biological process: regulation of DNA-templated transcription elongation.
GUUUCGGAAUCUCGCUUUUGCUGGCGUUUGAGCGGCGUCUCGCGCGCGUUUCCUGCUCGCGGGAGUGGACGAGGCAAAGCACGAAUCAUGUCGUUUUCUUACCAGGAUUCAUUUAACACAAGUAAUAACCAGUUCUCUGGCGACUCAAGACAAGCGGCGCCCGCUUACUCUUCGGAGAGGCCUACGGAUGGUUACAAUUACAACACCGCCGGAUACGGUUAUGGACAAGCAGAUAACGCCUCCGCAAACACAGGUGCCAUGGGCCCUGCAGGUUCAGGUGCACAAAACAGCUCAACUGCAGCCAACCUCUUAAUGCAGGUGGUCAACAUGCUGAAGUCUGAUGGGACACCAGCCGAUCAGUCUGCCACCUCUGCCUACCCCACCCAGCACACCGGGGCUGAUUCCUCUAACUACGGGUAUGGGCAGACCAGCCAGUAUGGGCAGACGGAGCAGUACGGCCAGUACGGAACGCAGCAGCAACAGCCGCAACAACAGGAGCAGUUUACACAAUCUGGCCAGUAUGGGACACAGCAGGGCCAGUAUGGCCAGCAGCAGAGCAGUUUUGGCCAAUCGCAGCAGUCUCAGCAGCAGGUGCAGCAGCAAGUGCAGCAGCAGCAGGAUUAUGGGGCUUCAAGCUUCUCGUCUGGCCCCAGCGAUCGCGAGAGCCCCAGCAGAGGUGGCCGAGGUGCCAUCCGCGGGAUGACCGGGGGCAACGGUGGCAGUGGAGGAGGCCGCGUUGGGCUGGGCGGUCGAGGAGGGGGGUCCGGCCGGGGUGCGGGCGGCCGUGGCGGCCCCGGCAGAGGCAAGUCUGGCUGGUGGGGCCCACCGGGCGGCCAGGGCGGCUGGGCCAACGAAGGCCCCGAGUGGCCGGGCCAGGGUGGCGGAGGAGGAGGUGGAUGGUGGGGGGGCCCGCCCUGCCAGGGGGGGUGGCAAGGUCCCUACGGCCGGGGGUUCCACCCUGGCAGGCGCGGGGGGCCGCCGACGCCGCCGGGCCCCCCUUUCCGUGGCGGCCCUCGCGGGAUGUGGCCCCCGCCUCCCGGGAUGUUAAACCCCCGCGGGGGGAGAGGGUUCGGAUUUAACCCCUUCCCGGGCCGUCCCUUUCCACAGAGGGGAGGCAUGCCCUGGAUGAUGAAUCCAGCAUUGAAGAGGAAGAACUUCAACCAAGGCGGUACCAAAAAGAAGGCGGCUAAGCACGAUAAGGACAAGACAAAGAAAAAAGACAGCAAGGUCAAAAUGAUGGAGAAAACAAGCAAGAGACUCAAGUACUACUGCUCGCUGUGCAAGUACUCAAGCAGCAACGAGGAGGAGAUCACCAAGCAUCUGGAGGGUGAGGAGCAUGAGAAGGUGCUCGCCAUCGUCCAGAAGCACUUCCCCGAGGACAAGUUCGUGGCGCCGUUCCUGCAGGCGAAUUUGUUCAGAAAGGUGAAGAAAACUACCGCUGGCAGGAAGGCUUGGGAGGAGGCCAACAGCGCUCCAUUCAAUUUCAAGGAUCCCUUGGAUGGGAUCGAGCUGUCUGACUGCAUGCGCAAGGCCACCGUGGUGCAAUGCUUGGCCUGCAAGAUGUUCAUCCCUCUGGCUCGGGGCCCCGUCAUAAGCCACAUGCAGUCCAUGAUGCACAUCGAGGCGGAGCAGGGCUACACCGAGGUGAGCGAGCGGCACAUGGUGCACGUUGCACGCUCGGUCGUCACGAGCCAGAAGAACGCCAUCUACUACGAGCGCUUCAAGAAGGGCGAAGACCCCUUCGUGGACGAAGACGUGAGCAAGGAUGACGACGACGACGAGGCGGAGGCCGGGCACGGCGACGAGGGCGACGAGAGCCACAUGGAGGAGGGCGGCGAGGAGGAGGAGGGGGGGGCGGCCACCGAGGAGGACGGCGCCGCUGCGGGGGAGCCCGGCGAACACCAGCAAGGAGGCGCGAACGAGGAAGAAGCGGGGGAGAAGGUAGAGGGGCCCGGCGGCGGCGACGACGACGAGGAGGUGGCGGAAGGCUUUGCCCUCGAGGGCUUUACCGAGGGGGACCCAGGGGAGAACGGAGCGGAGGGGGCCAGCGCCAUGGAGGGGCAGGACGAGGGGAAUGAGUAAGGGGAGAGUGGGAGGGGGGGGCGGCGCGCGCUCGCGGUGGGGGGGGGCGGGGUGCUGGGAGCUGCCCACAAGUAGUUGGGGGGGGGGGGGGGGUGUUGCACAGAGUUGGUUGAAACUUUACAAGAAUAAACCGAGCGUGCAGGUUUUUUUUGCCUCGCCACUUUGUUAACACUGGCGUGGCGUUCCCGGGGUCGGCCGCGUGCCGAGCGUUUGUUCUCGCGAGCUUUCGUCGCCGCCGCCGCGGGCGUUAAAAGUGGUAAAGUUACUUGGCCAUGCCCACAGUAGUGGCGCGGUGGUGUAAAGCUCGAGAGAGGAGACGGGCAACACGUGGCCUUGUCCAGAAGGCUUGUAUACUUUAAAAGAGUACGUCUGUGGCCGAGUGACCGAGUGCAGUUGUGGCAGUCGUGAGGGGGAGGGCGUGCGUACGUUCGUUGCGUUGGACCAUUUCUCGUUUAGCGAUCGCCUCGGAAAGCGGCAGUUAUGUCAGGCAGUCUGUCAACUAUGUCUUCCCUCGCCCCUCGUAUUUAAGCUUCAAAGCGUGGGGGGUGGGGGGGGAGGAGCUCCAUGAAUAAGCGUUGUACGGUCACAACCGUGGCGACGCCACUUCCUCCGCAGCACGUGGCAGCCGUGUGUGUGUGUGUGCGCUGCCCUCCGGCCGCAAGCGUCCGCCCCGUCCUUCCUCCCCGUGCAGUUCUCACAAUGUGGUUGUUGGUGUUUUUGGCAAGUAAAGCUUCCACCUAUUUUCAGUGGGGCUCUCUCGUCUGAGAAAACGUAGGUGUUUCUAUCGCCGUGUAUUGCAGGUGUACGGCCGGCUAGCUUCUUUGUUUUUCAUGUUUCUCGUGAUACCCCGAAGGACCCCGUGAUGGGAGAUUGUGCAGCAUCAUUUACGCGCAACGCACGUGUCCGUGGCGAUGUGUGAUCGCCGUCAGUUUUUUUGUGAAAAUCGGGAAAAGGCAUAGAAAGUGAAACCUUUUGAUUGACGUUCGUAAAGUCCAUCUUUUAAAAUAUUUAAGUGACGGAGGAUGUAAUGCCACCCAAAGGAAGGUUUAUUAAAAAGGACAAGGUUUUUUGUUACUUGGUCUGAGGCCGUUGCUUAGAGAGCCAUUUUUAAACGCAAGUGUGUGAAUUAAGCGCCCUUGAUUGUGCAGCUGUUCCAACCGAGGGCUGUUUUCCCCUGUUGUUACUUUUCAUUCAACUCUUGAUAGAUAUGAUUGCAUUUUUUUAAUAUAAAAGCAUUUCCCAUCUUCCAUUUGACUUUUCAUUCGGUAUGUGCUGGGUCCGAGUCACUUUGUACAAUUUUAAGUUUCGCCCCAAAGGGUUAUUUUUUGCUUGCUGGGAAUUAUGAAGUUUUUUUUUAUUAGUACAUUUUUUUUAGCUUUUCACACCACGCUUAAACAAAUGCUUCCACUCCCAACUGAGCCUGAAAUGGGGGAGGUCGAAUUGUCCGAAAUAAAAUGUAAUUCAUAUACACAGCGGAGAGGCGACAGUCGUUAUUUGCCUGGUGUUUUUGUGGAGACUGCCAUAUUUACCUGGCUUUACCCCCCCCUGCCCCCCCCCCCCCCAUUUGCCGUUUUAAUUGCAAGUGUCACGUGGUAGUUUUAAAUGAAUUUGUAAAUGUCUGAUGAUUAACUGUGUUUAGUUUUUGCAGAUUUCCCAUCCCAAGGUUAAAAUAACAAUAAAAACUGAAAAAUCUAA